UAUUAUUGUACUAUUUCACUUUUGAUUCACUGUCAGACGUUAAUAUUGUGUUAAUAAAGGAGGCAGAAAGAAGGUAAAUUUUAUGUAAAGUUUAAAGUUGUUAGAGUCAUCUAAGAUCAUAUACAUCAGUUAUUUAUCAAAAUUAUAUAGGAUACGAAUAUCAUGAAACAGCAAACAGUACGUGUCACAUAUUAUAUUUUAAUUUAUCUAACGAUAUUCGCAAUCGGAUCGUUGGGGAUAAGUUAUGCCAACCGAUUAGCUUUGGAUAGCAAUGACAUAUAUAAGAAAGACAUAAGACAGAAGAAAGAAUUAGCAUUGCAUAUAAAUACGACGGAGUAUUCAGAUAUGGAGGAGUAUAUCUUGGAAAUAGAUUGCGAGAGAUUCAAUGUAUCGUUCAAUUUUUCAAGUACAAUUAUAAAAGUGUUAGGAAAAGACUUCGUUAAUACUCCGUUCAUAACAUGUUUGAACUUUGAUGGUAAUCAAAUAGAAUCAGUCGAAUCUGGUGCUUUUGAUAAUUUACCAUCUUUAGAAUAUCUAAAUAUGGGAAGAAACUACAUUUCCUCUUUAUUUUCCUUUAACGGUCAUGAUAAUAUAAAAGUGUUGGUAUUGGCAGGUCAAUUGAUAUCUGAUUAUUAUGUAAACUUGGAAAUUAUCGGAGAAUAUCCCAAACUUCGUUAUUUAGAUUUAAGUAGUAAUAAAAUAUCAUCGAUCAGAUGGCCCGUAAGUUAUCAGAACUCGUAUAAUCAGUUUAAUCGAAAAUCAGCAUUUCCUAAAUUAAAGCAUUUAGAUUUAUCUCAUAAUAAUCUUGAACAAUUUUACAAUUACUAUGAUAAUUCUGUACUAUUCAGCCGAAACGUAACGUAUCUUAAUCUGAGUAAUAAUAAUUUGCGUAACGUCGAUCUACGUUAUUUUACGAAUUUGAUUGAAUUAAGAUUAGAUAAUAAUAACAUAAUGGGUAUCACUGAAUAUUGUUAUAAUGAAUAUUUAUGUAUAAGUGAAAUGCCAAGAUUAAAAUAUUUUUCUAUAUCCUAUAACAAAAUAGCCAGUUUAGAUCAGUCCACUUUUAAGAAUACACCUGAAUUAGUUACUUUGAAUCUUUCGAAUAACCAAUUAGAACGUAUUUUACCAGAAACCUUCUAUGGCUUAGAUUCAUUAGAAAACUUAUAUUUAGAUAAUAACGAAUUAUCUUCAAUUAAUAGUUUAAGUCGCUUGUCAAACUUAUCCGUUUUAUCUGUAUCUUAUAACAAUAUCCGGGAAAUAGGCUCUGAAGAUAUAAGCAAUGCUCGGAUUUUAAAAAAAUUGUAUUUAGAUCAUAAUAAAAUUGAAAAUAUUCAUGAAAGUACAUUUUCUGAAUUGGAAUCAUUAGAGGAACUAUAUUUAGAAAGUAAUAAUUUAGUUAAAUUACCGGUCGGAUGGGCUAACAAUUUAAGAAAUCUACGUUAUCUCAAUUUGUCGAAUAACAAAUUUAUAUUUUUGGAAUCUUUAUCGCUAAUCAAAUCUCUGCCAGUAAUAAGGAUAGACUUAAUGAACAAUAACUUCAUUCAUAUGAAAGCUGAAGGAUUGCGAAAUUUACCUGAAAAUGCGACCUUAUACUUGAUUUCACUAUCGGAAGACAAUGAAUUAUCUAAAGAGGAUUUAUAAAUAACUAAAAUAUAAAAUAAUUUAUAUUUCUGCGAGUUCAUAUUGUAUUCAUAAUGUGGCAAUCAAGUACGUUUAUUAUUCAUAUGGCUAUUAUUAGCAUGGGGUUCUUUCACGGUGUAUUUGCUACGACGAUAUCAAUUUAUUCGAAGAACUUCGAAGAAGAUCUUAGUUUGAACUUUGAAGAACCUAUGGACAAGUGCGAUAAUUCGGAUCAAGAAAUUGUAAAACUUGUUAAAAUGGGAAUAAACGUUUUGAGGGAAAACUUCAUUGAGAGCGCGAACGUGCGAUCUAUCAAUCUCGAAGACAACCCUAUCAUUGAUAUCUCUCCGGAUGCUUUCAAAGGUGUUCCAAAUUUGACCUGUCUCAAUCUUGGACAGAACACUGCAAUCAAUAUUUUCAACAAAUUUUUAAAUAAUUUUUACCAUCCUUCAUUAGUGAAACUAAACUUACAUCGAGCUUUAAAAAAAUAUAUUAUGUCCGAUUAUCAAAAUCUACGUUCAUAUCGUGACACUGCAAUACCGUCAGGAAGUUUCCUACCUCAUGUCACGCAUUUGGAUAUUAGCGAAAAUAAUUUAUAUUAUUUACCUGAGUAUCUUAAAUCUUCAUUUCCCCGUUUAACGCACCUUUAUUUGUCGGGUAAUAGAAUUAACAUAUUAAAGAAUAUUCCUGCGUCAACGCGAGUUAUAUAUCUUGAAAGAAAUCAAGAUACUAUUGUAAUGUCGUAUAUUCCAAAAAAUAUUUCUGCUUUAUUUCUUAAUGAGGAUACUAUAAGAGAUUAUAUUAGCGACUUUCAUAACCUUAAUGUAUUGUCUAUUCGUAACUGCAAGAGCUAUUAUUCAGAGACUUGCAGAAUUCAAAAUUGUGAAAAUCUUGUUGAUUUGGAUAUGUCAUCAAAUAAAAUUAAAUCUAUUUAUGAAGAGGACUUUAAAACAUUGAAAUCUUUACAACGGCUUUCUUUAGAUCAUAAUAUUCUUUCAUCCGUAUCUUUUUUGACCCAUUUGUCUUCUCUCACAGAUCUGUCCAUAGCAUAUAAUAAUUUAACCAAUAUUACGUCGGAUUAUUUUGCAAAUCUUCGAAAUUUGAAAACAUUAAAUUUGCGUGGAAAUCGUAUUUCGAUAAUUUCGAAAAAUGCUUUCUUGAAUUUGAAUAUGUUAAAAAAACUUGAUCUUGCGGAAAAUAAACUAACUACUCUUCCUGAUACAUGGAUGAAUACUUUGACAGGAUUGCGCUAUCUUAAUGUACAAUCGAAUUUCUUUACUAGCAUCGAAAACAUGUCAAUAUAUGGUUAUUCAAAUUUAAAUCACUUAUUUGUGCGCAACAACAGUUUUAUAUUGAUAGAAAUGAAGAGUUUAGAGAGAUUACCUUCAUCUGUUGUCAUUCAUGUAUCAUAGAUUUAUGAUUUUAUGUAUAUAAUAUAAAUGCUUUUUACUAUUUUUAAAAUUAUUAAUUAUUAUGAAUCGUAUAAUAUAUAUUUUUGUGAUUAUUUCUAAUAUAGUAUGUUUAAUAAAAUAUUAUCAAUUGCGAACAAUUUGUAUUGUGUUCGUUAAUCUUAUUUUCAUCAAUUUAAUUAUUAAUUCGAUCGAUUAAUUAACUUUAUUUGUAAUAAUAUCAGGAAUAAAGUAAAAUAAAC
This is a messenger RNA of Vespa velutina, 3271 nucleotides long. RefSeq names its product leucine-rich repeat-containing protein let-4-like. The transcript has 3 exons. Gene Ontology annotation, molecular function: protein binding. Gene Ontology annotation, cellular component: extracellular matrix. Bases 1695 to 3032 code for a protein of 445 amino acids. The record is from RefSeq and is a predicted model, not a curated record. NCBI's taxonomy places the organism in Eukaryota, Metazoa, Arthropoda, Insecta, Hymenoptera, Vespidae.